CCUCGUUGCCGGUUGCCGCCACCGAGCCCCGCGCGCGCCUUCGGGACGCUUCCGCUUCCGACGGAGAACCGGAGCCCAGCGCUGCGCUCCGAGCCGGGCGGCUCUUCGGGACAGCGCCGGUUCCAGCGCCGGUUCCAGCGCCGGUUCCAGCGCCCCCUCCGCCGGCCCCGGGGACUCCUCCGCUGCCGAUGCGGAGCCCAUGAGGAUGGAGGGUCGGGAGGCGGCGCGGGGCGGCCACAGCUCCGCGUUCAAAGCCUUUCCGCUGCCCCCCCCGGCCGGGCUGCAGCAGGACCCCCCCCGCUGCCCGCCGGGCACCAAGUUCCUACCCAAACCCAGCAGCUUUGCCUGCCCAGCUGGAAAUGCUUCCUCUGCCCUCAGCUCCAGCCCAGAUCUCUCCUGCCCUGAGGCCUUCCCAGCAGCCGUGGAGCAGCCUCGGGGCUUUGGCACCAGUGCCAAUGGGCAGUGGAGGGGGUUGGGCCCUCCCUGCCUGGGCAGCCUCCCGCAGAAGCCGAGGCUGAGCCGAGGAGGUUCCUACCUGGAAGCUCGAAAGACCUCCAGUGGCAGCUCCAACAGCUUCGUGGGCAGGUCCAGCCCCCACGGCCACUCCUCAGCAUUCCCACUCAAGCCUGCAGCCAGCCCCUCCCGGGGGGGGCUCUGCCGACGAGGCCUGCUCAGCCCCAAGAAGACCCCCAGGAGGUUCAUCAGCACUGCAGAGGAGACCGUCCGGGAGGAGGAGAGGGAGAUCUACAGGCAGCUGCUGCAGAUGGUCACAGGCAAACAGUUCUGCACCUCCAAGCCCUCUGCCCUCUUCCCCUUCCACCUCUCCAGGUGUUCCAAUUCCACCAAACCCAUCCUGAAGGAGCCUCCUCCUCCUCCUCCUCCUCCUCCUCCUCCCAGCACCAGCUCCAAGCUGUUUGAAACUGCCAACCUGGCCCCAGCAGCUACCCCAGUGCCCAGGAGCUGCCAACCUAGCACCAGCAGCCACCCCAGUGCCCAGGAGGGGCACAAACCACCUCUCUACUCCACCCCCACCUACUCUUCCAGCAUCUUCCAGUCCAGGAACUCCACUGCCCAGCACCAGCAGGACAAGCAACCAGCACCCAGCAGCCAGUCUGAAGGUUCAGACUCUGUCAUUCUACUCAAGGUCAAGGACCCCAGAACCCCAACACCGAGCCUCCCAUUCUUCCAGGCAGAGCUGUGGAUCAAGGAACUGACCAGCGUCUACGACUCGCGAGCGCGGGAGAGGUGGCGACAGAUCGAGGAGCAGAAGGCUUUGGCCUUGCAGCUGCAGAGCCAGAGGCUGCAGGAGCAGGAGCACUCUGUGCAGGACCUGGUGGACCUCAACCUUCGUGUGCCCCUGGAGAAGGAGAUCCCUGUGACAGUGGUGCCCGAGGAGAAGGAGGAUGCCAGGGCAGGGGAUGGGGAGGAGGAGUUCCCAGAGAUCACUGAGGAGAUGGAGAAGGAGAUCAAGAAUGUGUUCAGAGGAGGGAACCAGGACGAGGUCCUGAGUGAGGCUUUCCGCUUGACCAUCACCAGGAAGGACCUCCAGACCCUCAGCAACCUCAACUGGCUCAACGAUGAGAUCAUCAAUUUCUACAUGAACCUGCUGAUGGAAAGGAGCAAAGAGAAAGGGCUGCCAGCAGUCCAUGCCUUCAACACCUUCUUCUUCACCAAGCUGAAGACAGCAGGGUACCAGGCUGUCAAAAGGUGGACCAAGAAAGUGGACAUCUUCUCUGUGGACCUCCUCCUGGUGCCAAUCCAUCUGGGAGUCCAUUGGUGCUUGGCA
Molecule: messenger RNA, 1786 nt
Organism: Pogoniulus pusillus (Red-fronted tinkerbird)
Lineage: Eukaryota; Metazoa; Chordata; Aves; Piciformes; Lybiidae
Gene: SENP1
Product: SUMO specific peptidase 1
Exons: 13
Biological process (GO): proteolysis; protein desumoylation
Cellular component (GO): nucleus
Molecular function (GO): deSUMOylase activity
Source: RefSeq, a predicted model, not a curated record